Messenger RNA from Stegodyphus dumicola, 2064 nucleotides. RefSeq names its product aurora kinase C-like. Gene Ontology annotation, molecular function: protein kinase activity; ATP binding. Gene Ontology annotation, biological process: protein phosphorylation. NCBI's taxonomy places the organism in Eukaryota, Metazoa, Arthropoda, Arachnida, Araneae, Eresidae. The record is from RefSeq and is a predicted model, not a curated record.
GUUAAGUUAAACUCUGAUCAUUCAAACUUAUUCCAGUACAUGCAUAUAGUGUACAAUUGGCAAGUAGCCUUCUUGCAAUUCUUAUAAAACUACAUAGUGUAUAUAUUUCCUUCUAGUUGGUACCUCCUACAUGAGAAUGGCAUGCCGAGAAAAAAUAAAACCUUUCUGUAGACGACAAAAAUUAAAUUCCAACUUUAAAUGCAGCAAACAAUGCUCCCAGUAUCCUGAUAAAGUAAUGAAGGGUGGAACCUUUAUAUCAAGAACUGGAGAAGAAAUUCGCAACAAAAAUGCCGAAGCUGGAAAUCCGUCGCUCCUGCAAAAUAAUGAACAGACGGUUAAAGUUGUGGAACCAGUUGCUGUGGUGGCUGCUUCCUCAGGUGCACAGUCGAAAAGACGAUGGAAUCUAGAUGACUUCGACAUCGGUCUCCCUUUAGGAAGAGGUAAAUUUGGUCAUGUUUAUAUGGCACGUGAAAAGCAAAGUGAAUUUAUCGUAGCUUUGAAAAUAAUAUUCAAAUCAGAUGUACAGCUACAUGAUGUUGAACAUCAAGUCAGAAGAGAAUGCGAAAUACAGUCUCACCUGAGACAUCGCAAUAUUUUACGACUGUACGGAUAUUUUUAUGAUGAAAAACGAAUUUAUUUAGUGCUUGAAUAUGCUCCUGGCGGUGAACUCUAUAAAAAGUUACGCAAGUGCAAAUAUUUUGAUGAAAAGACUACUGCUAUGUACAUCUUCAAAAUUGCACAAGCAUUAAAAUAUUGCCAUUCAAAAAAUGUAAUUCAUAGAGACGUGAAACCCGAGAACUUGCUUUUGGGUCGAGAUGGAGAAGUGAAACUUUCUGAUUUUGGCUGGGCAGUCCAAGAUCCAACAUUUCGACGGAACACUUUGUGCGGAACUCUUGAUUAUCUAGCUCCCGAGGUACUGAGAAAUCAAACUUAUGAUGAAAAAGUAGAUGCUUGGUGCUUAGGAGUUUUGUGCUUCGAAUUUCUUGUUGGGAGACCUCCAUUUCAAGCCAGAAAUACAGCAACAACUUUUGACUUGAUUCGGAAAACUAAUUUGAUAUUUCCAUCUAGUAUGACAGUUGGAGCAAAGAAUUUCAUUUUGAAGUUACUUAAAAAGAAUCCAGCUGAAAGAAUGAGCAUGGAUGAAGUUUUGAAUGAUCCAUGGUUGAAGAAAAAUGGCUGCCAAAAAUGAAAUAUUAACGGCUGGAUUUGAGAAAUUAUUCAUUGGUUAUGCAAGAAAAAAGUUUAACGCUUAUUCAGUUCAUUUUAAAUAUAGGAUAUUUUAUUUAACUGAAGACAGUUCGUAAUUUUAUAUGUAAAGGGAUUUUAAGUAAUAAAAUUUUAUGAGGUCUAGACACGAAUCUUGUUCAAAUUUAAACAAUUUUAUGAGGUCUAGACACGAAUCUUGUUCAAAUUUAAACAAUUUUAUGAGGUCUAGACACGAAUCUUGUUCAAAUUUAAACAAUUUUAUACUACAUAGCAUAUUACACAAAACUAUAUAUAUUUAAUCCCUAGCUUCUCAUAAGUUUUAGAUUUCUCAAAAUAUUAAAUUAGCUCAACAUUCAUGAGAAAAAUGAAAAAUGAACACUCUAACCAAGUCACACGACAGAAUACCAAACUUAAGUUUAUAAAUUACAUAAAAUGACUAAAAGGAAUUCGUAUGAAAAAAUAUAAAGUGAUUUGCAUUUAAUAUGUUAUUAAAAUCUGCAAUGUCUAGUUGUCUAACAAAAACAUAUAUUUUGGAUGAAGAAAAUGAAUAAAUUUAUAUUUUUUACCUAGCAUUACACUGUUGCUAAUUUAACUGCAGAAAGUUCCAUGUGUUUUAAAGAAACGUAAGAUUCCUUUUUGACAUUAGCAAAUGUUCUACACAAGCACACUGCUACAAAAGUAUGAUGAUGCAAAUAGACUGUUGAGAGAUAAAGAAACGUUCUUUGUUUAAAACCUUGUUGUCUGACUUGUCCUUCUUUAUGUUUGGUUUUCACUGAAAAAUAUUUAAAUUGAAAAAAGCGCUUUUCUUUUCCUAAUGUUAAUUUCGAUGUAAUCUGGAUUAAAUAAACCAUAAAUUUA